Molecule: messenger RNA, 1804 nt
Organism: Hevea brasiliensis (rubber tree)
Lineage: Eukaryota; Viridiplantae; Streptophyta; Magnoliopsida; Malpighiales; Euphorbiaceae
Product: protein ASPARTIC PROTEASE IN GUARD CELL 1
Exons: 1
Coding region: 164-1618 (484 amino acids)
Biological process (GO): proteolysis
Molecular function (GO): aspartic-type endopeptidase activity
Source: RefSeq, a predicted model, not a curated record
GGAAAACAAAUAUCUACCCUUAGAUUUUCAUCCUCACUUAAAGCUAGCGUGUUUGCCUACCUUUCUUUUUUUCCUUUGAUUCCCCUCGUAUAAAAACCCAACACCCCCAACCGUUUUAAAUCCUACCACUAGUCCACCUUUUCUUGUCUCUGUACUAGCUAAAAUGAGGCUUCUUUGUGCUCUCUUUGCCCUGCUUCUUCUCACUUCUCCGUUUGCCUGCUCUCGAACCUUACCACACAGCUCUAAAACUGCGAUUCUCGAUGUGAAAGCGUCCAUUCAAAAGACCAAAGACGUAUUCUCUACCCAUUCUAAAACGACAACGACGUUUAACCAGCAAGAAACAUCCUCCUCUUCCUCGUCAUGGCCAUCAAUGGAGUUGCAUUCCAGAACUUCGAUUCAGAAGACUUCACACACUGACUACAAAUCGCUUACCUUAGCUCGACUCGAGCGCGACUCAGCCCGAGUUAGAUCUCUCACCAUUCGUUUAGAUCUGGCCAUUCGUGGCAUUUCCACGUCAGAUCUUAAACCCCUUGAUAGUGAUAUGGAGUUCAAAGCUGAGGAUCUUCAGAGCCCCAUUAUAUCUGGGAGUAGCCAAGGAAGCGGCGAGUAUUUCUCCCGAGUAGGAAUCGGCAAACCUCCGAGUUCCGUUUAUAUGGUGCUCGACACCGGCAGUGACGUUAACUGGGUUCAGUGCGCACCCUGCGCCGACUGCUACCAGCAAGCCGACCCGAUCUUUGAGCCCGCUUCCUCUACUUCAUACUCGCCUGUUACUUGCGACACCGAACACUGCAAGUCCCUCGACAUAUCUGAGUGCCGCAACGGCACGUGUCUCUACGAAGUGUCAUACGGAGACGGUUCAUACACCGUCGGCGAUUUUGUCACUGAAACCAUCACCCUUGGUUCCGCUUCGGUUGAAAAUGUAGCGAUUGGCUGUGGACAUAAUAACGAGGGUUUGUUUGUUGGAGCCGCCGGCGUGCUUGCACUCGGAGGCGGCUUACUCUCUUUCCCGUCUCAGAUUAAUGCAACGGGUUUCUCUUAUUGUCUCGUGGAUCGCGACUCCGACUCGGUUUCGACUCUCGAGUUUAACUCAACUCUCCUUCCUAAUGCUAUUACUGCUCCAUUAAUCCGUAACCACGAGCUCGAAACAUUUUAUUACCUCGGUAUAACAGGACUGAGUGUAGGUGGCGAAUUGCUCUCGAUUCCUGUAUCAGCAUUCAAAAUGGACGAGUCAGGAAACGGAGGAAUAAUUAUCGACUCAGGCACGGCCAUAACUCGCUUUCAAACGGACGCAUACAAUUCUCUACGCGACGCAUUUGUUAAUGGCACGAAGCACCUGCCGUCGACCAACGGCGUGGCGUUGUUUGACACGUGUUACGAUUUGUCCUCAAAUGGUAGCGUGGAGGUCCCAACGGUGUCGUUUCAUUUCCCGAACGGCAAUGUGUUACCGUUGCCAGCAAAGAACUACCUGAUACCUGUCGACUCGGAGGGGACCUUUUGUUUUGCAUUUGCUCCGACGACAUCGGUGCUGUCAAUUGUUGGGAAUGUACAGCAGCAAGGAACACGUGUCGGUUUCGAUAUCGCCAAUUCUCUUAUUAGGUUCGAGCCUGAUAAAUGCUAGCUGUUGAUGGAUGUAGUUAUUUAAAAUUUCUCGACGGUUUUAAGAUUAGCGAUGAUAAUAUUUUACUAGAUACAUCAACGGACCGUUGUAUAGCAAGUAAUGUUGAUAUAGCCGUUAUGUUCUAGAUGUUGGGUUGUCGUUACAUUCCGCAUUUUAGAAAAAUGCUACUAAAAAAUAACUUAUGCA